CCCCGGCCGCGCGCCGCCUGCGUCACCCAACUCGCCAGCCUGGCGCGAGCCGGGCCGGGCUCUGACGCCUCAUCAGGCUACCUCUAAGCCCCGCCUCCCGGGGGGAGCCGAGGCGGCCACGCCCCCAUCUCAGCCUACAGCUGCUCGCGUCGGACUCGGACCCGGGCUGUCAGCGGGGAGGGGUUCGGCCUGGAGCAGGUAUAACAAUGGAUCUAGUCCUGAACUAUGUAGAUUACAACUUUUUUACACCAUAUGUGUAUCCAACCACAUGGCCAGAGGAUGAGCCCUUUCGACAGAUCAUCAGUCUCCUUAUUGUAACAAAUCUUGGUGCACUUGUGCUUUAUUUGCUGUUUGCAACUUUGAGCUACUACUUGGUUUUUGAUCACUCUCUGAAGCAACACCCCCAGUUUCUAGAGAAUCAGGUGCAGCUUGAGAUAAAAUAUGCUCUCCAGUCACUUCCCUGGAUCAGCAUCCCCACAGUUGCACUCUUCUUUGCAGAGGUCAGAGGUUACAGCAGGCUUUAUGACAACAUUGAAGACUCUCCAUAUGGAUGGUUUGGUGUAAUCCUUAGCAUGCUCUCUUUCCUUUUCUUCACCGACAUGUGCAUUUACUGGAUUCACAGGUUCCUCCAUCAUAAACUUGUGUACAAGCGUCUGCACAAGCCCCAUCACCGCUGGAAGGUUGCUACGCCAUUUGCAAGUCACGCCUUCCACCCUGUGGAUGGUUUCCUGCAGAGUAUUCCAUAUCACAUCUAUCCUUUCCUCUUUCCUUUGCACAAGGUGACCUACUUGGGUCUCUACAUCGCUGUCAAUGUCUGGACAAUCUCUAUUCAUGAUGGCGAUUACCGCGUGCCAGAUUUCUUGAAACAUGCUAUCAAUGGCUCUGCCCAUCACACUGAUCAUCACUUAUAUUUUGAUUACAACUAUGGUCAGUAUUUCACACUCUGGGAUAAAAUUGGGGGCUCCUACAAAAGCCCCUCUUCCUUUGAAGGGAAAGGGCCACAUGAUUAUUUGAAAAAGCUAAAGAGCGGAGAAUUGGCCAGUUUUAAAAAUGACCAUGCAGAUGAAGAUUUGAUGAACAGAGACAGUCUAAAGAAUAAAUAGAUCUUCUCAAGCUGAUUGUAAAAAGGCCCUGACUUUCCCUUUUGUUUUUAGAAGGAAAAGCCUGCUUCUAAAGAAAGCCCUUCCCCUAUUAUCAUUCUUGGGAUGAAAACAUUUUAGGUGCCUACUAAGGUUAUUAUGGUGGAGUUACAUAGUUAAGUACCACAAUACAGUCCCAUAAUGGGGACCAUUUAUGGUGAGGGUAAAAAGCAUAAGACCUAUGUAAUGUCUAAUGUUGAUGCAACAUUGAAAAGAUUUUCUGCAGCACUUCAUACAAAUGUCACUGCAUUGAAAUUAGGACUGCCUUUUAUAGCAUAAUGCAUUAGGGUAGAAUUUAAAUAAGUUAUGCUCUAACAGCAGUAACUAUCUUUUUUGCUAUAUUCAAAAGCUUUCUCCUGAAAGUACACUUCUACCCUGAUAUAACAUGACCCAAUAUAACACAAAUUCUGAUAUAAUACAGUAAAGCAGUGCUCUGGGGAGGGGGGGCUGCACACUCUGGUGGAUCAAAGCAAGUUUGAUAUAACGCGGUUUCACCUAUAACACAGCAAGUUUGUGUUUGGGUUUUUUUUGCUCCCGAGGACAGCGUUAUAUCAAGGUAGAGGUGUACCAUUGUUCCAGAUAGUAAGUUCUCUCUGCACAGUGAUAACGUACUGGGAAUUUUGCUAAUUGAACAAGGAUGCUAUAGGUGGCACUAUACAGAAACUUCAGUAUUGCUGCAAUAUUGGUGCAGUGUACUUAAAAGGAAAAUUGUUUGAAUGAAGGAAGAGACACUUGAGGAAAUAUAAAUUAAUGCUUUGCAUGUGGAAUGUGACAGUACACUCUUCUGCAUAUAAAUACCUGUAGCUUAAUAAAAGAUGGCACGCACAUUUUCCAGAAACUUACUUAUCCAGCUAACUUUUAAAGAUUAGCUUAGUAUUAAAAUAGAAACCAUCUGAAUCAAAACUGAACUAAUGUUGUUCUGGUAGAAACUUUGUGUAUUUUAAAACAGGAAGAUAGACCAGGCCUACUAUUUUUUUAAAAAAAUCUUACGCUGUCCAUAUAAAUAAACUAAAUGUUGAAUUGUUUGACUGGACCUAUCCAUGCUAUCGCAUUGUCUAGUUAACUAGAACAUACAAAUUUGGGCAGCUGGGAAAAAUAAGUAUUGCCUUAUACUUGGGCUUAAUGAAUUUGAAAGCAUGAGCUCCCAUUUCUAAUUUCUCUAAAAUGUCUUUUGAACAACAGCAUAACUUUUUGCAUGUUGUGUAUAGCUUUUUAGGACUGAUAGCAUUUGCUACAAAUAAAGUAAUAUAGAAUACAAUUACUUUUAUAAUGUACUUCAAUUUUCCCAAUCAAAUCAUGCAGAAUGAUAUUGCAUAAAGUAAGUGUAGGAAUCUACAGACUACUGUACUUCCAAGAAGCCUUCAGUAUUUUACAAACAGGGUAAUUUCUCUAGCUUUAGGUUUAUAGCAUCAGGAAUUCUGUCCUUGAGAGAAAAUUCUCAAUCUGAGUUUUUGUAGUCUUUUGACAAAUGUAUUUAUAAUUCCUGUGGAAAUCAGCUGGCAGAUAAAAAUCCUACAGUAAUACUGUACCUUUUGAAGGAAGGAAAACUUUAAUUGUGGCCACUGUUUUCAGAGAGGCUGGGAAAUACUUACAGGCUACUGUUAGCUUUCCUAAACUGUGGUGUGACGUGAAUGUUACCAGUUGUCUUAUUGGCUUUCUGUUUGCUGUUUUGAUUUUUUUUUUUUUCCUCCCCUCUUAGCAUUUGACAGUGUUACUUUUGAAGACCAAGCAAAAAUAUUUUUAUCGUGCAGACAUGCACUGCACUAAAUCUCACAGCUUUGAUUAGAACAGUGUAUUUAAAAAAAAAUAAAUCCUGAAGACAGUGUAAGGAACAGUUCUAUUUUACAGGUCUCUCUCUGACAAUUUAAAUGUUAGUUGAUUGGUUUAUCUUACCUAGGCUUUACCUAGUUUUUUAAAAACUGCUUACAAGAGAUUAAAGCUUGACUGCUUCUAAUAGUUUACCUAGCAUUACAAAAUUACCCAACAGGAGGAGAGAGAUGAAGAGUGUGUGGGGGUUCCCCCCUUUCAGGAAGCAAGGAUCCCCUGGUAUCGUAGCAGUGUAAUGUUUUUUUAUCUUGCAUGGCAGUAAAAGUUCCCUUAUGCUUUAUCUGUAGUGAAAUAGUUUGAAGGGGGAGCAGGAUAGAACCUGCCUUAAAGGCAAAAAAGCUGUGUAGUUGCCUUGUAGCCAAAACUUGGUAACCGUGUAGGAAAACACUAUAAAACGUGCAAUCCUGGCUUCCCCCUUGCAUGAUAAGAGAACCCUGUGCCCUGCCCACUCAGCAGCCUCAUCCCCUCCUGGAGGGUCAGUUGAGAAUGGAACAGAGCAACCACUGGCUAGAGGUUUCAGCCCUAACAGGGCUCUCUCCACUUCCCCAGGCCCUCUGCAGCAAGAUGACCUGCCCUGUGCUGCCAUGGUCUUGAAUCCCUCCACUAUCUGGGGGAGCUGCAUACUGGAUUCUGAUCUAUGCUGCUCUGAGCUAGAGAAAUAGCACAGUGGCUGUGCCCUGGAGUUCUUAUCCAGGCAGUUUCAGUGGCGCCUCAGAAGCCUGGUGCUUGCUCAGCAGGACGCUGGCUGGCUGGCAUGCACCAAAGCUGUUGCUCCCAUUGCUGUCACUCUACUUCUGAACACUUGGUGCCUGGGAGAAUUGGGGAGCAUGUGAGGUUUGGUUUAUGAAAUGCAUUAAACACUACUCCUGUGGGGCCUUAUUCUGCUCUUGUGUGCCCAACUCACUAAUUCAUCUAGGAGCAGACAGUGGGUGUUGUAAAAUAGACAGACUGAGAUCAGAAGGGGGGCUUAGAAAGGGUGUUUACUUUUCAAAAAAAAAAAAACCCACAAACCUCUAGGUAUGAUCAUGAAGAACCUUCUCCUUGCCCCCCCCCCUUACAGUUCCUACUGUGGUAUGUUUUUUAUUAUGGGUGUUCAGAAAGCACUUCUAGAAUAUAUAGACAGAAUAGGAAACACCCGCCCCCCCCAAUGGAAACCAAAUGCCUUAAAGGGAGAACAAAAUAAUGCCUCUAGGGCUUGGUUUUUCAGGGAUGCUGACCAUCUGCAGCACCCGCUGCCUUCAGCUGAAAGUCAGUCCCCGGCUCUGUUCAUAAAUUGGUUAGCAAAAUGCUAAUGCACAGAGUGCCAUUAGGUAGCGGCCCUUAGAACAGUUAACGCAUAGAAUAAAUGGAUAAUCAAAGUAGGAAAAAGGUGGCAUGCAUUAGGAGAAGGCUGUUCUGACAGUGUGAGCUUGUUCACCAAAUGCUAUGCACUGUUGGUUAUUGCGCCAUAACUAGUAUAUUCUCCAUAAACUAAAUAUGCCAAAUAACUAAAUACUUGAAGAGCAGUGGGUGAGGAGGGGAGCAGGCACGUAAGUUGAGAUGGUAAGAGCAGUUUAGAGUGGAUAGAUGUGUUCCUCUCCAUGCAAUUCAUGUCAACAGCAAGGAAAGGCGUUCCCAACAUCUUUGGGCAACACUACCCAAUUUGCUGGACUAAGACUUUAUCUCUGACACCUUCCUUCCAAGAUGUGCUGCAGGUUUCCAGGCUGCACAGGGAGUUGAAGUGCAUGCAAUUUGACUAAGGGAAAGAUAUCUGGAACUCACAAGCCCCUGUAUUAAAGCAGAGGAUACCAGUUGGUGGGAACCUCCUGUCUUGCCGUGUUCUCCAGUUCAGUUUUGGCAAGGCAGGGUGUGGAUACAGGUUGGUCAGCUGUUUCCAACUUUAGAAACUUCUGAACAAAGCAAACUCCUGCCUGCUGGUCCCUCCCAGUGGCUAAGUGAAGUGAGAUGCAUGCACAGCAGAUUUCCAACAGACUGUCUCUGGUUCAUAUUGUAAACAAGUAAAGCGGUUUGCACAGCCCUUUACCCUUCCUGAAAACUAGAGCCAUGGAGCAGAGCGGCAGAAGAGGGUUCAUAGUAUGUUGUGUAAAUAACAAGUGAAGUUACUGUAUGAAGGUUGUGUUGAAAGGAGUUGUUGCAGACCAGUGUGUGUUGGUCUUCAAUUCUAAUGUUUUCUGAACCAGUAAUAAAGUCUGCAUUUUAAAUGAA
This is a messenger RNA of Trachemys scripta elegans, 5171 nucleotides long. It is a transcript of the gene SC5D, whose product is annotated as sterol-C5-desaturase. The record is from RefSeq and is a predicted model, not a curated record. Bases 207 to 1103 code for a protein of 298 amino acids. The transcript has 5 exons. Gene Ontology annotation, molecular function: iron ion binding; oxidoreductase activity. NCBI's taxonomy places the organism in Eukaryota, Metazoa, Chordata, Testudines, Emydidae.